AUGGCUUCCAGCCGCGGUGACGAUAACGCAAUGUCGCCCAACCAUUCCAACAAUGAAGUUUUCGAUGAGACAGAUAGACAAGAAAGGGCCAGUCGUGGUCCCGACAUGGACGAUGAUCUAACUGAAGAGCAAUUUGAAAGCGUCCGCCGGAUGAUGAAUAAGCAGUUCAAAGUUGUGCGACGCACCGUCAAUCAAGCGCUGUCCAACUUCAGCAUCCCAGUUGACCACAUCGAGUGCAUCAUCGAAGAAAUGAGCAUCUCCAAAUACACAUAUCGUCGCAGACUGCGUGAGCUGACAGGCAAAGGCGGAUCGAACCGGGAGAUGCCGCUCUUCAAUCGUGAACUGCUGCUCAAGAGCAACAGGGAGCUAAAAGAGCUAAAAUCAAACAUGAAAGCAAGGGAACUAUUGUUCCUGAGACACUUGACAAGAACUCUGAUGUUACGAUUUGAGCGAUGGGAGAAGGAGUGUGUUCGUCGGUGGGCAAUGCUAAAGAUCGCGCAGUUUCUAGAUGCAGAGGCCGUGAAGCUGUUUGGCGAAGAUUUGAGCGGGAGUCUGUUCGCACAAUGCUUCUGGCCAAGUGUGGACCUGGAUGAUGAAGCCGAAUUGGAGUAUUUGAAGUCAAGAGGUGCAUGGAUGAAGGAUGACGAUACACAAAACGAUGGACGGGAGACUAGCGAGGAUGAUCGCAAGCAACCUUGA
Molecule: messenger RNA, 699 nt
Organism: Verruconis gallopava
Lineage: Eukaryota; Fungi; Ascomycota; Dothideomycetes; Venturiales; Sympoventuriaceae
Exons: 1
Coding region: 1-699 (232 amino acids)
Source: RefSeq, a predicted model, not a curated record